AUGUUCUUCUGCUACUUCCUGCAGUUCCUCGACAAGGUCAUCGUCAACUACGCCAACAUCAUGGGCAUCGCCAAGAACCUCCACUUUGUCGGCAACGACUUCUCCUGGAUGGCCACGGCCUUCUUCAUCGGCUACGCCGUCGCCGAGUUCCCCCAGGGCUACCUGAUCCAAAAGUUCCCCGUGUCCAAGGUCCUCGGCUUCAACGUCCUGCUCUGGGGCAUCAUCGUGUGCUGCACGGCCGCGACGCAGAACUUUGCCGGCGCCGCCGCCGUGCGGACGCUCCUGGGCAUGUUCGAGGCCGUCAUCACGCCCGCCCUCAUCAUGAUCACGUCGCAGUGGUACAACAAGAAGCAGGCGACGCUGCGCACCGGCAUCUGGUACUGCGGCCUGGGCGCUGGACAGGUCCUGGGAGGACUCAUCUCCUGGGCGGCGCAGCACGGCUCGACCACCUCGUCCUUCCAGAGCUGGCGCAUCAUGUUUGUCGCCGUCGGCGUCUUCAACCUCUUCGUUGCCGUGGCCGUCAUCGUCGUCAUGCCCAGCGGCGUCCGUGAGGCAGGCUUCCUGACCGAAGACGAAAAGGCGCUCAUCGAGGAAGUCCUGGCCCGCGACCAGGCCGGCGCCGGCAAGAAGGUCUUCCGCGCAUCCGGCAUCCUGGACGCCCUCAAGGAUCUCCAGGUGUGGCUGCUGUUCCUCAACACUAUCCUCAUCGUCAUCCCCUCCGGCAUCAUCACCACCUUCUCGGCCACCAUCAUCAACUCCAUCUUCCUGACGCCCAAGAAGUCGGCGCUCCUCAACAUGCCGGCCGGCGCCAUUUCCAUCUUCGCCACCCUCGCUGGCACCUACGUCAUCUACUACAACCUGCCUCGCUGGCUGAGCAUCAUCGGUCUCCUGAUCCCGACCAUUAUCGGUGCAGCCCUCAUGUCCUUUGCCAAGUCCAACGCCGGCGCCCUGGCCGGUGUCUACCUCAUCAACUUUGACGUGGCCCCCCUGGCUCUCAUCUACGCUCUGGUCGGUGCCAACACGCAGGGAUACACCAAGAAGGUGACGGUCAAUGUGAUGAUCGCCAUUGCCUUUUCCAUCGCCAACAUCAUCGGCCCGCAGACGUUCCAGGAUAAGGACAAGCCCAAGUACCUGCCCGCCAAGAUCACCGUCCUAGGCGUUGCCGGCGCAUCCAUCAUUGUCACCAUCCUGUUGAGGGUCCUUUAUGGCAUGCGGAAUGCAAAGACGGCCGCGGCCCGUCAAGCGGAGCUGGAGGCCAUCCGGCGAGGCGAGAUUGACGCCAAGGCGGUCGACGACAGCCAGACAGACCUUACCAACCCGACCUUCCAAUAUGUUUACUAA
Messenger RNA from Trichoderma reesei QM6a, 1341 nucleotides. RefSeq lists its product as uncharacterized. Bases 1 to 1341 code for a protein of 446 amino acids. Gene Ontology annotation, biological process: transmembrane transport. The transcript has a single exon. Gene Ontology annotation, molecular function: transmembrane transporter activity. Lineage: Eukaryota; Fungi; Ascomycota; Sordariomycetes; Hypocreales; Hypocreaceae. The record is from RefSeq and is a predicted model, not a curated record. Gene Ontology annotation, cellular component: membrane.